GUCUCCUGUUCCGUCGUCGUCGCGCAUCAAGUUCUACCCGGCUGCAGCCGCUCGUAAACAAACCCGGAAAAUCAAUAAAUACGUGGAGUUCCAGCUUGAAAAAGUGAAAUUUAUCAUUUUUCUAAUUCAAAAAGUGUUUGGAAAUGUGUGUUCAGUGAAAACAUCGAAGAUGAUUUGUUUGUGCAGCUUGAUAUAUGUGCUGCUCUUUAUCGGGUCGUUUUGCCUGAUUGGACUGCUGACGGUGUUCCUGCUGUUGCGACUGCUGAUCCGGAACCAGAAGAACAAACGCCGCAGCAACAACGACAACGACAAGUAUGUGGCCCUGUUCCAUCCGUACUGCAACGCCGGUGGAGGUGGCGAGCGGGUUCUUUGGUGUGCCGUAAGGGCUCUGCAGAACAAGUACGAUGGAAUAAAGUUGUACAUUUACUCCGGGGAUUUGGAAGCCACCAAGCAGGAGAUUCUGGACAAAGCGGAGCGCACUUUUAAUUUGAGUUUGGACACGAAAAAUAUAAAUUUUGUCUACUUGAAACGUCGCAAAUGGGUAGAGGCCAGCCGGUACCCGUACUUUACGCUGCUCGGUCAAAGUAUCGGCUCGAUGGUGCUGGCCAUGGAAGCGCUCUUGAAUCUCCAGCCGGACGUUUACAUCGACACGAUGGGCUACGCGUUCACCUAUCCGAUCUUUUCCUACAUCGGCGGAUGCAAAAUCGGCUGCUACACGCACUAUCCGACAAUCAGCACCGACAUGCUGCGCCGAGUUCAGGCCAACGUCAGCGCGUACAACAAUCGUAGCAUUGUGGCGAAGAAUCCGUUCGCCACGUGGAUCAAAAUCGUGUACUAUCGGAUCUUCUCCAAAAUCUACGGAAUGGUCGGACGCUGCGCGGACACAAUCAUGGUCAACUCAACCUGGACCGAGAACCACAUCCUUUCCCUGUGGGACGUCCCGUACAAAACACAUCGCGUUUAUCCUCCUUGCGAGGUUUCCCACCUCAAAAAACUCCAAUCCCUCGCCAGUGGCCACGAAAAGAUCGUCAUCCUCUCGGUUGGUCAAUUCCGCCCCGAGAAAGACCAUCCCCUCCAGCUUCAAGCCAUGUACGAACUGCGCACGCUGCUGAACAACGAUGAAGCCCUGUGGAACCGGCUCCGGCUGAUGAUUGUGGGUUCCUGCCGGGACGAGGAAGAUCGUGAACGGGUCAAGAACAUGCAGGACUUUGCGAAGCAUUUGUCGCUGGAGAACUCGGUUGAGUUUCGGGUGAACGUUUCCUACCAGGAGUUGAUCCAGUGCUACCAGGUGGCGCAGAUCGGGUUGCACGCGAUGUGGAACGAACACUUUGGAAUCAGCGUGGUGGACUGCAUGGCGGCCGGGUUGAUCAUGGUGGCGAACAAAUCCGGUGGCCCGCAGAUGGACAUCAUCGAAACUUCCGAGGGCAGCCAGACGGGCUAUCUGGCCGUGGACGCGUACGACUACGCCCGCUGCAUCGCGACGAUCCUGUACAACGGACGCGAGUACAACAACAAGAUCCGCCAGGCGGCCCGCGCCUCCGUUGACCGGUUCUCCGAGCAAGAGUUCGAGAACGGAUUUUUGCGUGCCAUUUCCCCCAUUUUGGACGAGAAAGAGUUUCGCUAAAUAGGAUGAAAUUCAUGACGGUCUCACUAGUGUUUAGUUUGUGUAGCAUGUUUAUUACAAUUGAAUAUUACGAUUAAAAUUUUACCAACUAAUCAAA
Culex pipiens pallens (northern house mosquito) is the source of this 1721-nucleotide messenger RNA. RefSeq names its product GDP-Man:Man(3)GlcNAc(2)-PP-Dol alpha-1,2-mannosyltransferase (gene Alg11). Bases 170 to 1624 code for a protein of 484 amino acids. The transcript has 3 exons. Gene Ontology annotation, molecular function: GDP-Man:Man(3)GlcNAc(2)-PP-Dol alpha-1,2-mannosyltransferase activity. Gene Ontology annotation, biological process: protein N-linked glycosylation. The record is from RefSeq and is a predicted model, not a curated record. Gene Ontology annotation, cellular component: endoplasmic reticulum membrane. Lineage: Eukaryota; Metazoa; Arthropoda; Insecta; Diptera; Culicidae.